CUGGUGGAGGAACUUCAGCAGUACCAGUUGCUUCCUAAAAGAUUGGAUUGGCAAGGAAAUGAGCAUUAUAGAAGUUACGAAGACUUGGUGCUGUCCAACAAACAUGUGGCUCCCGACCAUUUGUUACAAAUUUGCAAGCGUAUUGGCCCGAUACUGGAUAAGGAGAUACCACCCAGCAUUUCGAGAGUGAAUUCCUUACUUGGUGCAGGGAGACAGUCACUGUUGCGUACAGCAAAAGAUUGCAGGAACACUGUUUGGAAGGGCUCUGCAUUUGCUGCUCUUCAUAGAGGAAGACCUCCGGAAAUGCCUGUGAACUAUGGCACACCACCAAAUCUUGUGGAAAUACAUCGAGCAAAACAAUUAACUGGAUAUGCAAAGUUCAGUACUUCAUUUCCAGGAAGUAUGUAUCAGCAUGUCAAGAUGCACAGACGGAUUCUUGGCCAUCUUUCUUCUGUAUAUUGUGUUGCAUUCGACAGGACUGGACAUAGAAUAUUUACUGGCUCAGAUGACUGUUUGGUGAAGAUUUGGUCAACUCAUAAUGGCAGGUUAUUUGCCACAUUACGAGGACAUUCGGCAGAGAUUUCCGAUAUGGCUGUUAAUUAUGAAAACACUAUGAUUGCAGCUGGAAGCUGUGAUAAAAUGAUCAGAGUGUGGUGUCUGAGAACUUGUGCACCAGUUGCAGUCCUCCAAGGACACACAGGGUCCAUUACCUCAUUACAGUUUAGUCCAAUGGUGAAAGGCUCCAUGCGAUACAUGGUCUCUACUGGUGCAGAUGGAACCGUUUGCUUUUGGCAAUGGGAUGCAGAUUCCAUGAAAUUCAACAAUCGGCCAGUGAAAUUCACAGAGAAACCUAGACCAGGGGUUCAGAUGCUUUGCUGUUCAUUCAGCGCAGGUGGUAUGUUUUUAGCAACUGGAAGCACUGACCAUGUCAUCAGGAUGUAUUUUUUUGGCUCUGAAACACCUGAGAAAAUAGCUGAAUUGGAAAGUCAUGCUGACAAAGUUGACAGCAUUCAGUUUUCUAACAGUGGUGAUAGGUUCAUAAGUGGCAGUAGAGAUGGAACAGCUCGAAUCUGGCGUUUUCAGCAAGCGGAAUGGAGGAGUAUUUUGUUGGAUAUGUCUGAUCGAUUACCAGGUGACACACGUUCAGAAGAAGACAAAUUUAUGAAACCUAAAGUAACCAUGAUAGCUUGGAACCGAAACGAUAACUAUGUUGUUACGGCUGUGAAUAAUCAUCUGCUCAAAGUUUGGAAUUCCUAUACAGGGCAAUUGCUUCAUGAGUUGGUGGGGCAUGCGGAUGAAGUAUUUGUCUUGGAGACCCAUCCUUUUGAUUCCAGGAUAAUGCUGUCUGCAGGUCAUGAUGGCAACGUCUUUAUAUGGGACAUUACCAAAGGCACAAAAACAAAGCAUUAUUUUAACAUGAUUGAAGGCCAAGGACAUGGUGCUGUUUUUGACUGUAAAUUUUCACCAGAUGGGCAGCAUUUUGCAUGUACAGAUUCUCAUGGACAUCUAUUGAUAUUUGGGUUUGGCUGUAGCAAGCCUUAUGAAAAGAUUCCUGAUCAGAUGUUCUUCCACACUGACUAUCGGCCGCUUAUUCGAGACUCUAACAAUUACGUCCUAGAUGAACAGACUCAACAGGCUCCUCAUCUCAUGCCCCCUCCCUUCUUAGUAGAUGUGGAUGGAAACCCUCAUCCAACAAUGUAUCAAAGAUUGGUGCCAGGAAGAGAGAACUCUGCAGAUGAACAUUUGAUUCCUCAACUUGGAUAUGUAGCAACAAGUGAUGGAGAAGUGGUUGAACAAGUUAUAAGCCAGCAGACAGUUGAUCAAGAUGAACAAGGCUUGGAGCCCAGCAUUCUUGAUGGCGUGAUUAGACAAUUACAACUACAACAAGAUCAAAGGACUGGAGCCGAUCAAGAAUCUGCUUCAAGUGGUCCACAAAGUAGGGAAGGAACACCUAGGGGAGCUUUUAGAAGACCAAGUUUCGACAUCCCGUCUCCUCCCAAUAUUGGUCUGCGACGUAGUGGGCAAGUUGAAGGUGUGCGUCAGAUGCAUCAGAAUGCUCCACGAAGUCAAAUGGCUACAGAGCGAGACCUUCAGGCUUGGAGACGGAGAGUUGUUGUACCAGAAAUACCACCAAGCUUACUCAGGAAGCAGGAAGAAUAUCAAAUUGCAAAAGGGGAAGAAGAGAUUGAUUUUUAUGCAAGAGAGAAGAAAACGUCAUUUGAGUCAUUGGAAAAGAGUGACUCUGAGUCUUCAUUAAUACGAUCUAAGCGUAGACUGCAUAGACGGAAAUGUCCAAAUUAUCGAACACGGAAUAACAUUGAACAACUGCAAUCUUCUGAUGAGGAAAGAGAGAACUGCUUUGGCUUCAUAGAGCAGGAAGCUGAAGAAAGUGAGGGCUCUGGCUCAUCUGACGAAGAGGAAGAGUGGAGAAGUGACAAGAAAAGCAACAGUAACAGUUCUAGUGAUUCUUCAAGUAGAUACUCUGACUGGAUUGCUGAUGCAGGAAUUAACCUACGACCGCCUGUAUGGACUUCUCGACGGAAAGCUGUCAGAUACUACAGUACUUCAGAAGAUGAAGUAUCACCAGAGAAAUCAUCUCCUCCAAAGAGAAGAAGAAGAAAAAGGAGAAAAAAACCCAAACCAAAAAAGCAGGAGGAGGCGAAUGCUCCAACACAACCAGUAAACUUGGAAUUGUCAUAUGAUUGUCACCCUCCUGUCUGGAUAACAGACACAGCUCUUCGAAGAUCCCCUUUUGUUCCUCAGAUGGGUGAUGAGGUAAUAUACUUCCGACAAGGACAUGAAGCUUACAUUGAAGCAGUUAGAAGAAAUAAUAUUUAUGAACUGAAUCCACACAAGGAGCCAUGGAGAAAAGCAGUCCUUAGGGAUCAGGAAUUGGUAAAAAUUGUUGGAAUUAGAUAUGAAGUUGGUCCUCCCACAUUGUGUUGCCUCAAGCUUGCCUUUAUAGAUCAUGCCACCGGAAAACAUACAGACAAAUCAUUUUCCAUCAGAUACCAUGAUAUGCCAGAUGUUAUCGACUUCCUUAUAUUACGUCAGUUCUAUGAUGAAGCACGGCAAACGAACUGGCAAGCUUCUGAUAGGUUCCGAUCCAUUAUUGAUGAUGCAUGGUGGUUUGGAACAGUGUUGGGUCAAGAACCGUAUCAGCCUCAAUAUCCAGAUAGUCACUUUCAGUGUUACAGUGUUAAAUGGGACAACGGUGAAGUUGAAAAGCUUAGCCCAUGGGACAUGGAACCAGUUCCUGAUAAUGUUGAUCAGCCUGAAGAAUUAGGAGCGAGUGUUUCUGUGACUUUUGAAGAGAUGGAGAAGCUACUGUACAGACCCCAGGAAGGGGAAUGGGGGAUGAGAUCUCGUGAUGAGGCGUGUGAACGGAUUAUCAGUGGUAUUGAUCAGCUUCUGACUCUUGACAUUUCAGCAGCUUUUGCUGGUCCUGUUGACCUGUGUACAUAUCCCAAGUACUGUACCGUGAUUGCUUAUCCAACAGACCUGAACACUAUUCGGACAAGACUGGCUAACCGAUUUUACAGGAGAAUCUCUGCAUUGGUUUGGGAAGUAAGAUAUAUUGAAAGCAAUGCUAGGACCUUCAAUGAACCUGGGAGUGCUAUUGCUAGAGCUGCAAAAAAGAUCACUACCCAGCUCUUAAAGUUUAUCAAUGAUGAGGACUGUACAAACAUUUUUGAACUAUGUAGCACAACUGAUGAUGAACAAGGUUGUCUUGAUACUGAUCUGGAUGAUGAAAAAUGUCUUCCGAAAACAUCAUAUAGAAGAAGAAAAGGACGGGGCUUAAAAAAAGGAAAAAAUGUGAAAAAUGGCUAUGAUGAAAACUGUUGGAAGAAGCAGUGUAUGGAACUGCUGAAUUUAAUUUUCCAAUGUGAAGAUUCUGAACCUUUCAGGCAACCGGUUGAUUUGGAUCAGUAUCCCGAUUACAGAGAUAUUAUAGACACUCCGAUGGACUUUGGUACAGUGAAAGAAACUCUGGAAGCUGGAAAUUACGACACUCCAAUGGAACUGUGCAAAGAUAUAAGACUAAUAUUUAGUAAUGCAAAAUCUUAUACUCCAAACAAAAGGUCAAAGAUUUAUAGUAUGACCUUGAGAUUGUCAGCACUGUUUGAAGAGAAAAUAAGAAGAAUUGUUUCAGAUUUCAAAAAUGGUCAGAAACAGAAUGAAAAACUACGAAAAAAACAGAGGUCUACUAGAAGAUUUCAUAAUCAAAGCUCGGUGCAGCAUCCUACCAAAAUGCUCAGAAAUUUGAAGCAGAAACCAUUAAAGUCUCAGGCAAAAAUUGAAUCUGAGCAGGAAGAUUCUUUUACUCGACCUACCUCAAGCAGAGCCGCCUGUGUUGCAAGCCAUAAAACGAAUGCUAGCAAUUACAACCAUAGUUCCUCCGGUGAAUCCUCUGAUUCUGCAUGCCUGGCAUCUUUUGAAAAGAAUGGAAAAGCUAGAUCCACAACACUAACCAAUUGUUCUGCAUUAUCAUCAGAAAGUGAAAUAGAAGAUUCUUUGGUUUCUUCAUGUACUUCAUCUUCAUCCUCUACAAGUAGCUCAGAAGACAGCAAAGAAAGCUCUGUAGCUCUUGUGUCGCCUCCACUACAAAAUGGUGUAUGUAGAAGAAAGAACAACAAUCGUAGGAUAACUAGAAAUACAGCUGCUCAGAGAAAACAAAUAGGAACACUUCUUCAGGAAAAUGGGAAUACAAGAAAAACUGUCAGGAAAAAGUUAUAUGGAAAUGACUCUCAAAAUACUUCAGUGGUGACAGCUGACUCAGUCAGUAAUAGUACUGGUAGGCACAGAAAAACUCGACGCAGAAGUGCUGCUGUGGCUGCUAAUAAGUUAAGGCUAAUGAGUGAUGUGGAGGAAGAGGUUUCAAGCUCAGAAAGUAUUGCCAUUCGGUGCAAGAAUAGAAAACUGCCUCACCGAAAUGCCUCAGCUGCAGCCAGGCGAAUGUUACUGGAGGGGUCUGAGGAUGAUGUAGGCUUAAAGUCUGAAAGUGAAAAAGAAAUAGAAAAGCAGCUUACCAAGAGAAAAAUUCUUUCUCAGCCUGGUUCAUCUGCUGCACGAAGAAAAUUUGUUAGUGAAUCUGAAAAUGGCACUUCAGAUUCUGAGACAGACACAGAGGUGAAGCAGAAAAACUGGCAAAGCAACGGUCAUAAACAGUUACGUAGGACAGUCCAUUCUGUAUCUCUCAAAAGGAAAAGUCCCACCCUAGACUUUUCCGAGGAGGACUCUAAAAGCCAUAAUUCAGAGGAUGGGAGCAGUCAGAAAGUUUCUGACCGGUCAACGUCUGCACAUACUAAGCCUGCAGUGAGCAACUCUGAGGAUGAAGUGGAUUCUGAAUUGGAUAGAUGGAACGGCAGAAAAGCAACUGGUCUGCAGCGUGCUGCUCCUUUAAAAAAAGCAAAAGUCUUGAGUGAUUUAGAGGAAUCUGAAACAGAAGACAAGGAGGACGGGAAAAGUUUUGUCUCGGAGAGCUUGGUGCCAACUAGAAUUGCAGGGAGUUCAAAAUCUGGACCUGGUGCCAGCUUCAAUCACUCCUCUGAUACAGAAUCAGAGGCAGAUUCCAAUAACGGUAAUUAUUGUGAAGAUUCUCCAAAAACAAAAAAGAGGAAGAGAAAAGGAAAAACAAAAAUCAUU
Cariama cristata (Red-legged seriema) is the source of this 5646-nucleotide messenger RNA. It is a transcript of the gene BRWD1, whose product is annotated as bromodomain and WD repeat domain containing 1. Gene Ontology annotation, biological process: cytoskeleton organization; regulation of transcription by RNA polymerase II; regulation of cell shape. Lineage: Eukaryota; Metazoa; Chordata; Aves; Cariamiformes; Cariamidae. The transcript is spliced from 38 exons. Gene Ontology annotation, molecular function: protein binding. Gene Ontology annotation, cellular component: nucleus. The record is from RefSeq and is a predicted model, not a curated record. The annotation marks the transcript as partial.